Molecule: messenger RNA, 2023 nt
Organism: Pistacia vera
Lineage: Eukaryota; Viridiplantae; Streptophyta; Magnoliopsida; Sapindales; Anacardiaceae
Product: UDP-N-acetylglucosamine 1-carboxyvinyltransferase 2-like
Exons: 6
Coding region: 11-1432 (473 amino acids)
Biological process (GO): UDP-N-acetylgalactosamine biosynthetic process
Molecular function (GO): UDP-N-acetylglucosamine 1-carboxyvinyltransferase activity
Source: RefSeq, a predicted model, not a curated record
UGUCUGCAAAAUGACGACCUCUCUCCCUCAUCUAAAACCCCUAAAACCCUACACUCUCUCUCUUUAUUCCUCUCUUCCUCGUACCCAAACCCAAACCCAAAUAACCCAUACCCGAAUUCCCCAAACUCUCACCAUAACUGGACCCACGUCUCUCUCGGGUCAGGUCUCCAUAUCCGGCUCCAAAAAUUCUUCUCUUUCUCUCCUCGCUGCAACUCUCUUAUGCUCCAACUCUUCUUUGCUUCACAAUGUACCCACCGACUUAACUGACAUCCAAUCCAUGCUUUCGAUUUUGAACUCAUUGGGUGUCAAGACCCAGGUUGACGUUAGAAGGAAGCGAAUUUUGGUUAACAGUGAUGGUAUUAGGUGUGUUGAACCGUGUUUGGAGGAAAUGCGGAAGAUUCGUGGUGGGUUUUUUGUCAUCGGGCCGUUGCUGGCCCGGUUUGGUGAAGCGAUAGUGGGUUUGCCUGGUGGGUGUGACAUUGGGGAGAGGCCUGUUGACUUGUACGUUCGUGGGUUGAGAGCUCUUGGAGCUGUCGUUGAGUUGAGGGAUGGGAAAGUGCUAGCAUGUGCUGCAAAUGGCAGAGGAUUGAUCGGGGGCAAUUUCCACCUUGAUUACCCAAGUGUUGGGGCAACCGAAACUCUUAUGAUGGCAGCAUCCAUGGCUGAUGGAGUGACCGUACUUUCAAAUGUUGCCAAAGAACCAGAAGUUAUUGAUCUUGCUCGUUUUCUGAAUGACAGUGGAGCUUGUGUGAUUGGAGGUGGGAGUGACAAGCUUCUAAUUAAGGGAAAAUUUAAAAUGCAUGGUUCUGAAUGCGUUGUGCCACCAGAUCGAAUUGAAGUAGGGACUUUUAUGAUUGCUGCAGCAAUUACUCGCUCAUGCAUAUCAAUAUCACCUGUGAUUCCUUCCUACGUCUCACGUUUGAUUGACAAACUAACAAUUUCUGGUUGCAAAAUUACACAACGUAACCAUGACACCUUUCAGGUUUCAGCAGUCCCAGCAGAUGUUGGUGAGAAUCUGCAAGGUUUUGAUGUUAAGACAAGUCCAUUUCCUGGGUUUCCUACAGAUCUCCAACCUCAAACAAUGGCAUUGCUCACUACAUGUAAUGGUUUAAGUAUAGUGGAGGAAUCUGUGUUUGACAAACGCAUGGGCCAUGUGCGAGAAAUGCAAAAGCUUGGAGCAGAGAUUCACGUCUGUGGGAGCACUGCACUGGUUUUUGGGAGGGAGAAAGGAAGUAACCUACGUGGGUCUAGGGUUGAUGCUGCAGACUUGAGAGGUGGUGUGUCACUGGUGUUAGCUGGAUUGGCUGCAGAAGGAACUACUGAGAUUAAUGGCAUUGCUCAUGUUGACCGUGGUUAUGAGAAUUUAGAUGCCAAGCUUCAGUUUCUAGGAGCUAAUAUCAAAAGACUGAUACCUGCAGUCUCUCCCCUAUGAAUAUUAUGAUGUCGUCUUAUGUCAGGAAUCAGUUUCAAUAACAUGGCUUUGCCUAUUAUUGUCAUUCAUUUCCAUUCUUUCAACCCAUUAACUACUAACCUUGCUUUUUAUUCUUUUCGGUCCACAAGAGACCCUGAGCUGCAGAAUUUUUUAGGGGAAUCUUUUCCCUUUAAGUCCCACUUUCUUUGAUGCUAGAAGAAUUUUAUCUCAGAUCUUCCAGCCAAUGACGACAUAAUUUAUCAGCUAAGUUAGUUGGUACUACCAUCUACUCACCUGUUGCUUAUCUGAAGAGUGAAUUUAGCUGCCAUCUUUUGUACGCAUUUGAUGUACCUCUUCAGAAGAUUUAAGGGUCAAGAUGAAGUCAAUCAGCAGCUGAUGUAAGUCCAUUCUCAGAUAUAGAAGAAGCCUGUAUUACUUACUUUAUGUGACAAUGGUAGCUGCAUUAUAUUAGUUCUCUCUCUCUCUCUCUGUAAACAGAAAAGCGAUGCCAAAAGACGACGUUAAUUUCUUCAAGUCUAGACAGGUGAUUUAUUGUAAUUGUAACUGUACCUGGAUUAUUUGUUACUUUAUUUAUUUAUUUAUUUUUUGUCA